AGUUUCUCGGGUGGUUGGGGUAUCUUGACUUUCGGUUACGUCAUGGUGUGUUACUAUGACACGCAACGUAACCCAUCAGAUCAUUUACGUCAUAUUCAAACAUCUGUUCGUAAAGUUUUUAAGUGGUUCUGCGAUCUGUCUGCUCCGCGACGUGUAGAAUUUGUUUGUGGUAUCUUAAAAUUAUCUACUCCACCAGAAUUACGAUUCUACGGCAGUUGUUUGGAGGAGAUUGCUCGUCAUGACUACGAGAGUCUUUUUGAUGCUGAAUUACAAGCAAAUGAACCUAUAAAUAGUUAUGGAGUUUUAACACUUUAUAAUACGUUACCACUAAAGCCUGAUGUUGAAAUAAUUAAUAAGUCAUUGUCAUCGAUUAUUCCACCUUCAUUUCUCAUAUUAAAUACUAGUCCAAUAUUACGAUCAAAACUUAUUCUUAGUCUUUCAUUGCUUAAAUCGACGAAUAUGCCUGGAGCUACGUGUUACUUUGAAACACUAAUGGCUGAUGAUGUUGAUUAUAAUGAAUAUAACGCAUAUUUACUGACAAAUGAUAAACCACCAACUGCUGUUAGUUGGCUAAAAUCAAAAUGGAAAUUAUCCAAAUGUGUAUGCAUUCCAUCAGAUGAUAGUGAUGAUGAUAAGGAUAAUGAUGGUGUUAACAGUAAUAAUGAUAACGCUGAUUAUGAUUUGUCUGCAGUUGAGGAUGCCUUAAAGACAAUUAAUCCACAAGUAUUAGAAGAGAUUAUGCUCAUUUACACAUUAGCUGCAUUUCAUCCCGCAUUUACAUUUAGUCAAAGACAACGUUUAUAUAAUCGUUUAUCUCUUAUAAGGGCAUUAUAUGAUUAUUCAACAAAGGUGUUAAUGCCUCAACACACUAAUCAGUGUGGAAAUUUAAGUCAACCUACUCAUUUAUCUAAUAAUAAUUCUACUACAUGCGGAAAAUUGUCCGCAAAAUCACAAUCUCCAUUAUCAAAUCUUAAACAUUAUUGUUCUCCUAAAGAAUCAAAUGUUCCCUUAGUUUCUGUAGCCAAGCAAGUUUCUUCCUCUGGUGACCGGCGUUCAUCAAUACAAGAUGACACUGGUAAUCAAUGUAUUGGUCGUGCCGGUUGCGGCAUCCUGCCUUGCCAUUCCCCUAAAUGCCACUAUUCAGCCUCUGUUGUAACACGUCAUCGACUCCGUCGUCAUAGCUUACCGUCAGAUUGUCUACUACCACUUGGUGGUAGUAAUGAAGAUGAAGUUGGUGACAAUAGUAACACAAUACAAUCUACUGAAAAUCAAAAUCCCCUUGUUAUAGACUCGUCGAAAACGGAUGCCUUAGAUGUAGCCCCUAUAACAAGCGCACAGACUGAUUCAUCACCUAUGAAUAAUAGACCAGAUAAAUCUAUUGCAUUAUCCGAUCAAAGAGGAAAUCCUGCUCCAUUCAACCGCAGCAAUGACAAAGUUGCCAGUGUUGUCAACACUGGGAGUGAUAGUAGUAGUCGUAAUUCUGAUGGAUUUAUGAUGAACCCACAAAACUCUCAUAAUGGUAAUGGUGAUGGCAAUGAUAAUAAUAAUAAUAAUAGUAAUAAUAAUAUUUAUCCUAAAACAGCACGUUGCCUCUCUUGUCGAGAAUACACUAGCAAUAGUAGUGGUCGUGCUGGUGGUGUUGGAGAGACUGGUGACGAUGUCGGGAAUAACACUGUAGACUUUCCUGACUCAAAUUAUCUUAAAGAAGUUCACCUUUGGUUAAAUAAUCCAGAUCGUUCUGUUGUAAUUCCUGGUGAUCAUCACGCCUACAUCUCUUCAUCAUCGAAUACAAUGCCAACUAAGUCAUCAUCUAUAAGUUUAUACACAUUAUCAAAUCACACGUCUAUGUCGUCUGUUCUAUCAUCAAAUAGUCAGUCAACGUCUAAAUUACAAAUAUCUCAAGAGAGUGGUACCUGUAAACAGCCGAGGGAAGAGAAGGAGCAACAGCAGCAGCAACAGAACCAACCACCGCACCCACUACCACCACAACAACAAAAACAGCCAUCCCAGCAGCAGCCACAACAGCAACAAAAGAGGAAGAGAAGGAAAAAAGCAAAUUGUUCAAACCAAGUACUGACAAAUAGUAGUAAUGGAGGAGGUGUUGUUGUCAGUGGUGGCGACAGUGUUGCGGGCAGCGGUGGUAGUGGCACCAGCAACAGUAAUAAUCGUCUUGACUCGUCAGAUGACUGUCAGUCGUCUCUUGGUGAAUCUUGUACAAGUACAACAACAAGGACUUUAACUGCCUCUGAUGGGCCAUCAGUUUACAAAGAUCUGGUUCGAUCAUCUGUUGAUUUAGUGACCUCGGUGCCUUCGAUUAGUUCUAGUUCAGUAACUGAUCCAAUCUAUUCUGAAUCAUUGUGCUCUUCAUCAACACGUAAUGAUAAUAAUAAUAGUAACAACAGGCGAAUCAAUCCAACAGCAUCAGAUUCACGAUUUUCUUUCACUACUGAAAAGUGCACAAAAACGAUAACAGAAUAUUGUCGUUUAGUCCCAAAGCGCCAUAGCUCGGGUUCCUCACCAAUCUCUACACCACCAUCUGAAGAAAGCAGUUCUGAUACAACUGCUUUAAAAGCACCUUCGCCAGAAUAUUGGACACCGAAAAAUUCUUCACGUUACACUCAUGGAAUGUGGAAUAAUAGUCACAAUAAUAAUAAUACUCCAUAUCAUGAUUCAUACAAUCGUCAUACAUUCCAACCGGUGGCAAAUAAUAGUUAUCAUCAAUAUUCACAAACUAAAAACAUUCCAUCAUCGUCUGUUGUGAAUUCAUCCACUAUUAAUCGACAGUCUAAAUUAUCUAAUUGUAUUACAGUGGUGGCAUCAUCACAUUCCACCAAUGUAGUAGCAGCAGCAUCAGAGCGUAAAUCUCAAUUCACUCCAGACGAUUUCCCUUCUUUGUCAUCGUUACGUUCUGUAGUCAGUUCAGAGUCAUCAAAUGUUUCAACUAAGUAUAAUAAAGUAGUUCAUUCGAGUAACAGUCAAAAUAAUAUUGUCAACACCAAUAGUAGUAAUGGUGUCGUUAGAAACAGCAAUGCAGUUAACAUUAUAGCUACCUCCAUUCCUCUGUCGUCUAGUGAAUCAUCAUCAUCAUCGCUGCCUCUUGGUAAAUGCUUCAAUAAUCAGUCCAACUUGAAGGAAAACAAAGAUGCCACAUCUCAGCCGAAAAAUAACGUGAAUGCCAAUGAUGGUGAUACUGCUGCUGCCGGUGCUAAGCAAAUUUCAUUGAAUUCACUUGACUACGUGUUGUUGAACAACAACUCUCAGCUGAUGAUAAGUGCAACAAAUAGUAGUACAGUCAAUGAUAUGUCUGGUAUAUCUCGUCUGGUGAAUACUUCUGCAACUGGUAAUUCUAAUAAUUUCACUAUCUCACCACAUUAUUGGAUUUCACCACAUGGUCCUAUACCUAUCCUACCGUCAGCAGCCUUGUACCCACCGUCAUAUCUCUUGCCUUCAUCACCGAUAGUCUUCACCGAUAAUUCUCAGUCUGUACAUCGUUUGCCUAUGAUAUAUCAAUGGGCAGUACACCAACCGUGUAGCAGUACUACUACUGCCACUACUAAUACAACCAUUGCUACCAAUCCGACCACCAAUAAUGGUCAAAGUAGUAAUAAUAGUGUCGGUGCAUCUUUAAUACCUUAUUUACCGUCAUGUGUUAGUAUUGUUACAACUAGUGCUGCGGUUGUCGCUGCUGCUGGUGCUGCUGUUAUGCAUAAUAAUAAUGUUAUAAAAUCUAAAAAAGGCAAACCUGUUGAACAUGUUGAUGGAUUUUCACAAGAGUCAUCUGAUGAAGAAGCAGACGUUAAAAAUGUUUGUCCAGUGAUAAGUAAUAGUGGUGAAGUAUCCAUAGUUUCUUCGAAAUGUACUAUUACUACCAGCACUUCUACUUCUGCUGUUCUGGAACUUCCAACACCGACGACAACAACAAUAAUAACAACCACAACAUCCAUGUCAUCGACAAGUGAUAUGUGCACACAACCAUGCAUUUUAUUACUGCCAUCAUCAUCGGCAGCAGCAUCUUCAUGUUCCACACCAAUCUCGGUUAUUGUUUCUAGUGCUGCUGGCAGUUACAGUACAGCUGUUCAAUCUACUUUUGACAAAUCUACAGAUCUUACAAUUUCAAGGUUAUCUAAACCUUCUAGUGGAAUAAAGAUGACGACAUCCUCCUCCUCAUCUUCUUCUUCCUCAAUUUCAUUGGUUCCGACAACUACAGUGAAUGCUGGCAGUAGUAGUUGUUGGAGUGCUAAUAAACUUAACAAUAAUACGAUUAAUAGUACUAGUGAUAAUAGUAAUAAUAAUAAUGCAUCGGUGAAACGUUUAAAUGAUGAAUUGGAUUUAGCUGUUGUCAAUAAAACUCAGAGGAAGACAACAACAACAAAAAAUAGUUCAGUUGUUCGUCCCGUGUCGUUAUCCACACCAUCUAUUUGUAUGACUACAACUGAUAUCGUUGCUCCUUCCAUUGCUGCUGCUGCUACUACUACUUCAACUACAAUGGCGACAAAGAUGGUGAUGACGUCGACGACAACUACUUCUACUGCUGUAUUCCUGCCAACCAGUAAUAUAACUAUAUUGUCUCGAAAUCAUUCAUCGAACAAUCUGCCAUUUCAACUGUCAAAUCACAGCAAUCAAAAUGGUAUUUCAACUGCAGGUGGUGAUCGUCCGAAAGAUCCAGGAGUAAAUUCUGUUGUGAACGAUGAAUCAUCAACGCCCUUUACUACUAAUACUGCAGUUAAACCUGGUCUUGCAUUGAGUGCUAACGAAACUCUUUAUCAUCCAACUUGGUUAUAUCCACGUUUUCCUGUUCGAGCUGAUUCUGUAAAUACUUUAACCUGCAGUAGCAGUAAUAGUAGUAAUAAUAAUAAUAAUAAAAAUAGUAGUUGUAAUUCUGGUCCUACUCAACAACGUGUUUAUCCUACUCGUGGUUAUUCUCCGAUGAUUUUUAAUAGUACAACUGGUAGUCUACCUCGAGGAGGAUAUAUUCAACCACAGAUUGCUAAUACAUUUUAUUAUGCUCAACCAUCAGGAUUGACUUUAAUCCCUACACCACCACCGGUAUCCGGGAGUCAUUCAUCAUUUAUCACUUCUGUUCAUAAUAAUAAUAAUAAUCCUAAUGUUAUGCAUUUUCAACAUCCACCGCCUAUAUACGGUUUUAUUCCUAACUUACCGACAACAUCAGGUGUAUCCUUAUUAGAUAUUGGCGGAUAUAUUGGGGUGACUCCGGUUUCUUCUGUUUCUUCUAUGGCCAUGUCUAAUUCUCCUAAAUCUAAUAUUUGUGCUGUAACCCAGGUUUGUGGUACACUGAUGAUUGAUCCUAUGUCAACAACAGCAGGGACGUCAACAACGACGACAACAGCAACUUUAUUGCCGAAUGGUUUAUUUCAAUUACAAAGUGUUCCACUAGUACCAAACUUUAUAUUACAUCCACCUGUACAUCCAAAUUUUCCACCUCCAGUGCCUAAUUUAACUAAUGGUAACAAUAAUAGUAAUAAUAAUAAUAUCCCAGAUAUAAUGAAUAUCUCUUCACGGUCAAAUUUGAAUGGACCUAGAAUGCUAAGCUGUUAUAAUUGUGGUCAACUUGGUCAUAAGGCUAAUACUUGUCCAUCAAGAUGGUCUAGUCAACCACUAAUUGAGAAUGUGUUCUCGCUGAACUUUGCUCCAAGGAAAUAAACAGUUCUCUGUCUCUCCCUCGCACACACGCACCUUUCCAACUGUAGUCAGAUAAACAAUAACAAAAAAAACAAAAAUCUUGUUGUUUCUCUAAAUUUCCUCCCCCACUCUUAGUUUUAUCAAAGGAGAACAGUAGACGUUAUUUCAUGUUUGUCGACAAAAAAAUUAUUCAGAAAAGAAAACACAAAGACACUGACAAAGAUUUUCGCCUUGAUGCCUUUUGUCAUUGUCUUUUUCCAUUGAUUUCCCCUUUUUACUUAUUGCUCAAAAUUGUUGUACAGCAAGCUUAAUGGUGUAUUUGUGUGAGCGCGUGCAAACAUGGAGGGUUGGGAUCGUCCUCUACUUUGUCACUCACCUCCUCUGCCUUUCCGUGAGUGUGUCGGGCUUGCUUUAUGUAUCCAUGCCUGUGGUAUAACGCUCGAUUAUACUAUAAAUAUCUUCGUGCAUAUAUUAUUUUGCAAUGAAUAAUUGUUAAAACAAAAGUCUGUCAGUCACCACAAUUAUCAUCAUCUUAUUGACAGAGAGAGCAAGAGGGGUGGGUGAGAGAACAAUCAAAGCUUAAAUUAAAACUUCAUCCCCAUUUUAUGUAGAUUAAAGUGUUAUAUAUUAGACAUUCUGUCGUACAUCUUACACUCUUAUAUAUACAUAUAUGUACACUCAUAUUUUUCGCUUUUAAUUUCUAUCCUGUAAAUAUUCUGUAUGCCUUGUUUGUUUAAACCAAUCAAAAACACGCUUCUCUUGUAUUAUAUAAUGAUUGUUGUAAAGUGGUUGUGCACACCCUGUUUGUACCUUGCCACACACACACAAGCACGGACUUACACCGAUUAUUCGUGUUACUACUACUCGUGUGUUAGUAGUAAUAGUAGUAGUGGAAUGUAGGAUCUUACCUUGAAAUUUGGCCCAUCUUCUUGUAAGAAUAUAAAUACGUAACACGAAAUCUCAUCAUCCUUACUUACACAUAUUUGUGAUGUGUGCAAAAAACAAAGACGGUAAAAAAGAAUAAUAAUAAUAACAUCUAAGACUACCUCUCCCCAUGCCUAUGACGUAACAUAAAUGAAUGACGUAAAUACUACUCGUAUUUAUUGUUCUGUGUUGUUGACCGACCGAUCGAUGAACCGAACCGACCCAACGACGGAUUCUUUUUUUCGUCUUUCUGUGCUGGUACCAUUAUCUGAUUCAUACAAAUGACACACACAUGCAUACACCAGACACUGGCGUGAUCAUGUCUCUCGUUGAAGUGAUCCUUCAUUUUCUAAUUUUUGAUCUCAGUGCUUUUAAUUUUAUGUAUUACAUCAAUAUGAAAAAUCUUGAUUUUUGCGAAGACAUAUAACAUUUGACAAAUCAAGGGAAAAAAGCAUAUAUGUGUGCAGAACAAUUACUCUCUUGCCCAUACACAUACACACACACACACGGACAAACAAACACUCUCCCAUCCCCUCUCUGCAUGUACGUGUGUGUGUGUGCUGUGCCCGUGUCGUUUAUUCUUCAUGGUUACUUAUGUAAUUAAUUAGUCACCUGUGUAUUCAUUCAAUAUUGAUAUUUGUAAUCCCCAAAUUCCCGAUCUAUGUGCUUUUACUGUGGUGUGGCAUUUCAACAUACAGAAAAUUCUUAUCCUUUUUUUGAUAUUCUCAUUUGAGAUGAUUGAUCGACACGCUACUUUGGUUGUGUGUAUUUGUGUGCAUUUUAAGAAAAACAACACAACAAACUCUAUUACCUUGUUUUCUACUUUGUUCUCUUUUCUUUUCCAUUCAUUCAUCAUCUGCAUAGAGACUGUCAUAUACAAAACUGUGUGUGUUGUAAUAAUGCCUAAUCUCUCUCGUCUACAUCUCUAAGAAACCGUGUAAAACUGUGGUGUUUUAAGCGCUUGUAUUAUGAUGUUUUUUCAAAAUGAGUGUACUACCGCUGAUUAUUAGUAUUAUCGUCAGGCAUCAUCAAUGAUGAUAACGAUGAGUGGUUGUUAUCCAUCCUCCGCCAAUUCCAUCACUCACAUCAAAUGAUAGUUUAUCUCUUUUUCUCCCUGUGUGUGUAUGUGUGCGAAUGCAUAUCUAAUGCUGUGGAUGUGUGUGUGUUUGUGUUUAAUGGUUGGACCAACGACACUUUAAGGACCCUAAAGUGUCGAGAUAGAGAGAAAGAUGUGUGUGUGUGUAUGAAGAAGUUUCUUUGAAUUCUGUAUCUGUUUUCACCCACCACCACCUAUCCACACAUUCACGCACACACAAAACAGAGACAAAACUUACCUGUGUUGUUGUAUUUAUAUUGACGUAAUAACAACAAUAAUAAUUAUUAUUGUUAUGAGUACUAGUAGUUUUAGUAUUAGUAGUAUAUUUCAGUUGUCCUCUAUCUGCUUCCCUUAUUAUUAUCAUUAUUAUUAUUAUUGUUCAUAGGUGAUACAAACAUACAUACCUAUACAGACAUAUGUGUUAUACCAUAUGUGUAUAUCUGACAAUGCCUAUUUUUUAAAUAGAAAAGAAGAACAAACAAACUUAUUAUAAUAAAAAUUAUCAAAAAAUUACACCAUUGGUUGUUGCUUUUUUAUAUUUCUUAUUGAUUGUUUCAACGAUUGUGACGGUCCAUUCUUUGUUGUUGACAUGUGACCGUCUCUCUCUCUCCCCCCUCAUGUGUUGUUCGAUGAUGAAGCUGUGAAUUAGUGUGCUGAUUUGAGUGUUAGAACCUCAUUGGUUCAUUGUAACUUUUCAUUCCUUGUAUAUGUUGGGGUGUCAGUGUUCGUGUGUGUGUGUGUGUGUCGUUCGAACUUCUUUCCCGGAAUGGGAGGCUCUAUAUGUGUGGGUGGCUCUGAUGAAUAUUUCCCAGUUGCCUUGGCUGAAACAGGUCAAGCUGGGUUCGAGCCAAACAUCCACUGAUUGAUAGGGGGAUUGCUUUAAGCCGGUUACUCACAUCUUAGCUAGAGUCCUCGAAAAGACUCGAACUUGAGGUGUUGGAUCCAGAGUCGACAGUG
Messenger RNA from Trichobilharzia regenti, 8617 nucleotides. The record is from the annotation of a GenBank genome assembly. Lineage: Eukaryota; Metazoa; Platyhelminthes; Trematoda; Strigeidida; Schistosomatidae.